ACUAACAUCACUACACUCAUCACUCAUGGAAUCUCUUCCAACACUCCUUUUUCUCAUAGCCCUCGCAACCUUCGUCGCCGGUAGCCGCGACCUCGCCGGAGACUUUCUCCGGUUGCCAUCCUAUCCUGAUGACGAUGACAACCUUUCCGGUACCAGGUGGGCCGUCCUACUCGCCGGUUCCAAUGGUUACUGGAAUUACAGACAUCAGGGACCACGUUGAGAGUAUCACAUACAGGGAGCAAAAAUAAAUUAUAACCUUAAUGAUUUAGUUUAUUAUUUUCCAUAUUUUUUAAUUGUUUAGUUUUAAUAUUUAGUCUUUGUUCUUUCAUCAGGCUGAUGUUUGCCAUGCGUAUCAAAUACUGAGGAAAGGUGGCCUGAAAGAUGAAAAUAUUAUUGUUUUUAUGUAUGAUGACAUUGCUUUCAAUGAGGAGAACCCAAGGCCUGGAGUCAUCAUUAACAAACCAGAUGGGGAUGAUGUUUAUGAAGGAGUUCCUAAGGAUUACACUGGCGAAGAUGUUACUGCUGAUAACUUUUAUGCGGUUUUACUUGGAAAUAAGUCAGCACUUACAGGUGGCAGUGGGAAGGUUGUGGAAAGUGGUCCAGAUGAUCAUAUAUUUGUUUACUACACUGAUCAUGGAGGUCCAGGGGUGCUCGGGAUGCCUGCUGGUCCUUACUUGUAUGCAUCUGAUCUGAAUGAAGUCUUGAAGAAAAAACAUGCUUCUGGAACGUAUAAAAGCCUUGUAUUUUAUCUAGAGGCAUGUGAAUCUGGUAGUAUCUUUGAAGGUCUUCUUCCUGAAAAUAUCAAUAUUUAUGCAACAACAGCUUCAAAUGCAGAAGAAAGCAGUUGGGGAACAUAUUGCCCGGGGGAGUACCGUAGUCCUCCCCCAGAAUAUACAACUUGCUUGGGUGACCUGUACAGUGUUGCUUGGAUGGAAGACAGUGACAUACACAAUUUGCGAACAGAAACUUUGCACCAACAAUAUAAAUUGGUUAAAGAGAGGACUAUUGGUGGAACUUUUUACUUUGGCUCUCACGUGAUGCAGUAUGGUGAUAUUGGGCUUAGCAGUGAUGCUCUCUUUGCAUAUAUGGGUACAAAUCCUGCUAAUGAUAAUUUUACCUUUGUGGAUGAAAACUCCUUGAGGUCCUCACCUUCAAAAGCAGUCAAUCAAAGGGAUGCUGAUCUCAUCCAUUUUUGGGAUAAGUUCCGCAAAGCUCCUGAGGGUUCACCCAGGAAAAGUGCAGCUCAGAAACAAGUUCUGGAAGCAAUGUUUCACAGAACACACAUAGACGACAGUGUGAAACUUAUUGGGAAGCUUUUAUUUGGAUUUGGAAAGGGUCCAGAAGUACUCAAUGCUGUUAGACCGGCUGGAUUGGCACUUGUUGAUGACUGGGACUGCUUGAAAACCAUGGUAAGGACUUUUGAGACACAUUGUGGAUCCUUGUCUCAGUAUGGGAUGAAACAUAUGAGGUCCUUUGCGAACAUCUGCAAUGCAGGAAUAAAGAAUGAGCAAAUGGCUGAGGCCUCGGCACAAGCUUGUCUCAGCAUUCCUUCCAAUCCCUGGAGUUCUCUUCGAAGGGGUUUCAGUGCAUAAUUCCUGAAAUGUGCACUAUUAAAGACUAGAGUAUGAUUGUUGUUACAUUAUGUUUUAUGGCUUGUAUAUAAGUGGUGUGCACUGCUCAUACUAUUUUGUCCCUCCUUUGUGAAUACAAUUGGGACAUUCCUAGGAUGGGAAAAUGGUCUUUACAUCGUAGAUUCCCACACAGAUGCAGCAACUACGUGUAUAUAAUCAAUUUAUGAUGUUGUAUCGUUGCAAAUUGCAAGAAAAACAAGCGUGAUGACAUUUACGGCAUAAGGAGGGAUAAAGGACCAAUACCUUUGGAAUGCUCAAUAUGACAAGGGCGCCAGGUCAUGCAUUUGUAUGCUAAUGCAUAGUAAUAAUGUGUACUUUUAUUCUGUAGGCUAUAGGUAGAUUGGGUUUUCCCUUGUCAGUUUGCAACAGAAUUGGCAACCUCUGUAGAAUUAUUUUAGAAGCAGCACUAUUUGUAACAAUUAUUGUUUAAUAUUAAAGUUGUUAUUGUAUUUAUUCUUGUAAAAUAUUGGGAUAAACUAAAUAAUACAUUGUUACUUUUGUAAAAGAAUAAUUAUAUGACUAGUUUAUUAAGAGUUGUGACUAUUUGAGUGUUUUUGU
Messenger RNA from Abrus precatorius (Indian licorice), 2189 nucleotides. Its product is annotated as vacuolar-processing enzyme-like. The record is from RefSeq and is a predicted model, not a curated record. NCBI's taxonomy places the organism in Eukaryota, Viridiplantae, Streptophyta, Magnoliopsida, Fabales, Fabaceae. Gene Ontology annotation, biological process: vacuolar protein processing. Bases 402 to 1592 code for a protein of 396 amino acids. The transcript has 9 exons. Gene Ontology annotation, molecular function: cysteine-type endopeptidase activity.